AUGAUGCAGGUAGGUCACUUCCAUUCUGUUUCAUGCAUGAUAAAUUUAUUGCCACAGAUCAACGAUGACUUCUACGAAGACCUUACUCCGAAGGAUGUCGACGAUAUAUUGAGUGAUCUGAAAGCUGGUCGCCGUCCUCAUCCUGGACCACGAUCUGGGCGUCUUGCAGCUGAGCCAAUGGGGAAAUUGACAUCGCUAACUUGCGCGUUUCUCAAACAAGUAGUAUAUUUAGCAUUGAUUACUGGUUACUAUCCAAAACAUUCAUUACAUGGUUUUUCAGGAGGAACCCAAAGGACCGGGAUUUGGACUUCAAGCUGCUUUGAAGUAGAAUAUUAUAUGUAA
This is a messenger RNA of Strongylus vulgaris, 342 nucleotides long. The record is from the annotation of a GenBank genome assembly. NCBI's taxonomy places the organism in Eukaryota, Metazoa, Nematoda, Chromadorea, Rhabditida, Strongylidae.